This is a messenger RNA of Lycium ferocissimum, 3093 nucleotides long. RefSeq names its product probable ubiquitin-conjugating enzyme E2 24. Lineage: Eukaryota; Viridiplantae; Streptophyta; Magnoliopsida; Solanales; Solanaceae. The record is from RefSeq and is a predicted model, not a curated record. Bases 75 to 2849 code for a protein of 924 amino acids. The transcript has 7 exons.
AUUUAACCCUCAUUUCUUGACUUAUAAAUUGUUAUUUCUCAGAUUGCAGAAUAUAUUUCCCUAGUUUCCACAUUAUGGAUACAUCUCUAAGUGACUUCGAUAGUUUCAGCGAGAGCAGCAGUUAUGAUGAUCAGGAUUAUGUUGAGUAUCUGUAUGGUGGGCAUGCCUGUUCUAUUCUUUCAAGUCUUGAGGAAAGCAUCGGUAAAAUCGAUGAUUUCCUCUCCUUUGAGAGAGUGUUCAUGUAUGGGGACAUUGUAUGCUCAGAAAAAGACCCAUCUGGACAGAUGGGAAAAGUGGUCAACGUCGAGAUGACUGUUGACCUGGAAAAUAUUUAUGGAAGCAAAAUACGAGAUGUUAACUCAAAAGAUCUUCUGAAAAUACGUUCCAUUUCAGUUGGGGAUUAUGUAGUGAUGGGCCCAUGGCUUGGGAAAGUGGAAAAGAUUGUCGAUAAAAUUACAGUUCUCUUUGAUGAUGGUGCAAAGUCUGAUUUCUCAGCAGAAGGUUCAGAAAGACUCACACCUAUUUCCCCUGAUUUAGUUGAAGACCCACAAUAUCCUUUCUACCCGGGACAAAGGGUUCAAGUUCAGUCUGUAUCUGCCUCCAGGUCAACCAACUGGUUAUGCGGUAUGAAAAGUGGCAAAAGAGAGCAAGGUACCAUUUACGCUGUGGAGGCCGGAGUCGUGCAUGUAGAUUGGAUUGGCUGUGGCAGUCUUGGUUGUGAAAAGAUGCCCAGCCCUCCAAAUUUGCAGGACUCAGAAAAGUUGACCUUGUUGUCUUGCUUCUCCCAUGCAAAGUGGCAGCUUGGAGAUUGCUGUGUACUUCCAGUUGCUGACUCUUUGCGACAAAGUAUUCAAAGCUCACCUUCCUGUGGAACAAUGGAAGAGGAUAGGCAGCUAAACAAGGCAUCUCAGAAAAGUAAUAAGAGCUUAACUGUUCCGCAAGUUGCUGUAAUUUCAAGGACAAGGACAAAAGUUGAUGUUUUAUGGCAGGAUGGAAGCGUGGCUAUUGGAUUGGACUCAGAUUCUGUUUUUCCUGUCAAUAUUGUGGACGCUCAUGAGUUUUGGCCAGAGCAGUUUGUGCUUGAGAAGGGAAUGGGUGAUGAAUCGUCUGUUCCCAGUCCAAAAAGGUGGGGUGUGGUGAGAUGUGUUGACGCAAAGGAGCGAACUGUGAAGGUAAAAUGGACAACAUUUUCCUUGAAUGAACCAAAUAACUAUAGGGUAGAGCAAAGUGAAGAAAUUGUGAGUGCAUAUGAAUUGAUGGACCAUCCAGACUACUCAUACUGUUUGGGUGAUGCGGUUUGCAAGUUUUGUGAGGAUCAGCUUUUCAGUCUUGAUGGAAAGAGUUUAAGUACACAUAUGUUUUCUGAGACUGGCAUGGACUGCAACUCUGAUCUUAAGAAUGUUGAUACUGGAAAAGAUAAUUUGGAUAUCCCUAGUUAUGAUCACUUAUCUUGCAUUGGUAUUAUUGUUGGCUUCAAAGAUGGCGAUAUUGAAGUAAAAUGGGCUACUGGUUUUACAAGCAUGGUUGCACCCUUUGAGAUCUACCGGAUAGAUAAAUGUGAGGCUGCUGUUUCCAUCACUGCACCCCAUGCUGAAAAUGCUGAGCCAUCAGGUGUGGAGAUGAAUUCAAAUGAAAGUCAACUUUCAAAGGAUGAGGAAAAGGACUUGUUGAAGUUUGGUGGCAACAGUGAAAGUUGCAAUGAGAGCUUGUGGGACUCUGGUUCCUGUUUGCUUUCUCGAACUGCUGUUGGCUUUUUCUCUAGUAUCACCUCAAGUCUUUUUGGCUCCUUGAGCACAUCACUGUUUGGUACAUACCAAACUAUAUCAGAAGAAGGGCAGAAAUCAAGGAUUGUUGAUGAGGAGGAAGUCAUAGAAGUUAGCAAUGUGAAUGCAGGAAUUCCUGCAUUUGAGGUAGGAGACUUGAAGGCUUCACCUGAAAUGGAGCUAAAGCAAGGACAGGAAACAACUGAGGGCCAAAAAGAUGAUGCUUUGCCGUCUUCCAGCAAGCUGCCUGAACAUUUUCAACAGUUUGAUGUGGUCACUGGUUUCUCAGACCACCAUUUUGCAGAUGGUGCUGGAAAGGCCCAGUUAUCCCAGGUGAGAAGAGGUUGGCUGAAGAAGGUCCAGCAAGAGUGGAGCAUUUUGAAACAUGAUCUUCCUGAGUCUAUCUAUGUACGCGUCUAUGAGGACAGAACUGAUUUGAUUCGAGCAGCCAUUAUUGGUGCACCUGGGACUCCGUAUCAUGAUGGACUGUUCUUCUUUGAUAUUUACCUACCUCCGGACUAUCCUCAUGAGCCACCUAUGGUCUACUAUCACUCUGGCGGGCUUCGUGUCAAUCCCAACUUGUAUGAGUCAGGAAAGGUCUGUCUUAGUCUCUUAAAUACAUGGACGGGCUCUGGAAAUGAAGUGUGGAACCCCAAAAGUUCCACGAUUCUACAAGUUCUCCUCUCUCUUCAAGCUCUUGUGCUCAAUGAAAAGCCUUAUUUCAAUGAGGCUGGAUAUGAUGCGCAGAUUGGAAAAGCUGAUGGUGAAAAGAACUCAGUUAGCUACAACGAGAAUGCUUUCCUUGUCACCUGCAAGUCCAUGUUAUACCUACUCCACAAGCCACCCAAGCAUUUUGAGGCACUCAUGGGAGAGCACUUCGGUAAAAGAUGGAAACACAUUUUGUUGGCUUGUAAGGCGUACAUGGAUGGUGCACCCGUUGGUUCUGCGUUUCAACCCAAAAAUGAAGACGAAGAACCAAUAAAAGGAAGCUCUACAGGGUUCAAGAUUAUGCUUGGCAAGCUUUACCCUAAACUCGUGGUGGCAUUUUCUGACAAAGGCAUCGAUUGCACUCAGUUGUCCGAUUAAGAGCAGCUAUGAACCUAUGUAAUAAAAACCUUACCAAUAUGUUUACAAUUUCAGUAUUUGGACUGGCCCUGAUGUGGUUUUGCUAUGUUAAUUUAAAGCGUGCAGAUGUGUGUUGUGGGCUUGUUUGGGGAGGGGGAGGGGUUUGUGAGUAAUGAGUAUUUGAACCAUAUUUGUGUAUAUAUGCAUUGUAACUGUAAUAUAUUGUAGCUUGAAUAAAUGGUUGAACCUUGUGACUGUAUGUUUA